Molecule: messenger RNA, 5241 nt
Organism: Dromiciops gliroides (monito del monte)
Lineage: Eukaryota; Metazoa; Chordata; Mammalia; Microbiotheria; Microbiotheriidae
Gene: ROS1
Product: ROS proto-oncogene 1, receptor tyrosine kinase
Biological process (GO): regulation of TOR signaling; multicellular organism development; protein phosphorylation
Cellular component (GO): signaling receptor complex; membrane
Molecular function (GO): protein binding; ATP binding; transmembrane receptor protein tyrosine kinase activity
Source: RefSeq, a predicted model, not a curated record
AUGACCAUGAAUCAGAGCCUUGAAGAACCACAGGCCACAGUUUACAUGCACACUGUUAGUUGUUUUCCCCUAGCCCUUAUAAAUCCACCAAGAGCACCCUUUGCAUCCUUCACUGGAACUCAUACUGUGACACUUGGUUGGAAAUUAGCCAACAUCUCUGCAGUGAAAUAUAUUAUCCAAUGGAGAAGUUUCACUUCCCUGGAAGCUGGAGUUUAUACUGAGGAACAAUACCAAUUAAUUUCAACUGGAGUUGAUUCCAUUACUCCACUUCACUUAGCUUGGUCAUUCAUUUCUUCAACAUUUAUCAGUGUCCAUGCCCCUGUAAAUGAUCCAGUCCUGUACCCUCAUACUGAGUAUGUCUUUCCAGUAGUUUGGAUCAACACGGCUCAGUUGCAGCUGUAUUCUCCUCCCAGAUACAGCUACAGAGGUGAAUUAGAAGGGGAAAAGACUGGAGGCUGGGUACCAGUUAGGAGGGUUUUUGAAAUAAACCAAGUGUACGAUGGUGAGUGUUUUGAUCCCACCAAAAAUGCAGUCUUACUGCAAGUUUCUGGAAAUAUUCACAGUUCAAAUUUGAAUACUGUGGAGGUUGGGGGUGUGUCUUCAGAAUUCUCAAGUGGACCCAUUACUGGUUAUAACUUACUAGCCAGUGAAAAUCAGAAAGUCAAUUCAGGAAAACAGAGAAACAGUUUCCAGUUCUAUUCUACUAUACUAAAUAACAAAAAAUCUUUAAGAAAGAUAUCUCUUAAAUAUUUAGUAGAUGAAACAUACUGUCUUCUGGCAGAUGCUAUAUAACACAAUAUCACAGAAAGAUUGGUUAAUAUCUAGCAGCAGGUUGUUUAUUUAUCUGAAAGAAAUCUCAUUUGGGCAAAAGAGUCUGCCAACAUGUCAGAUGUGUCUGACCUGAAUAUUUUUUUAGAGGCCUAAGGAUGAAUUACUUCCAUCUCAGUAGCUUAGCUCUAUCAAAGGAGGUAUUCUAUCAUGAAUAAAAGGGAUUUUGUUUUUUCUAUGUUUUUACCAUUUGCCUUCCUGGGGCUGUGGAUAGGGAGGUAUAUCUUUCAUCUCCUGAGCAAUAACAUUUAUAGAACAAAUCUCCCUAGGUCCCCUGUUCAGGACCCUAAAGCAUUAAGAUUGGGAAAAGCCCCAAACUUAAAGGACUUUGUGGUCAGUUCCCAGUCCAAGUUAGUCAUUUGCUCCAAACACACCACAGAGGCUUUUAUGUCAAGGAUUCUGGAUGGCUCAGCUUUCUACUGCCUGGUACCUCAGGUUUCCUUUGCUGAUGUGAGUUUAGAUUGAGAAAACAGGGAAUUCAUUGUCACAGAUGGUAGGACAGUUUUCUAAAAAGACUUUCAGACUUUCAAUGAGUUCAUUGUAAAAUAUGACUUGAAUCACAUGAAGGAAUUUAGAUUUGGCAUCUUGGUCUUUCACAAUCCAUCCACCCAGCUUUAUCCCUUGCCAGGUUCUCCCCAGCAACUCACAGUGCUAUUUGGUGGUUCAUACCAAGCUAUUGUUCACUGGAAGCCAUCAGGACCUACUAAAGGGACUAAGCAGAACCUAAAGAAAUUCUAUUGUGGAGAGUCAAAAGUGACCGAUUAUGCAAAUGGCCAUAUCAAAGAGCCACAAUUUAUUACAUCUGUGAAAGAGAAUGGACUUAGGAGUCAGCUAUUAAAUAGCUUUGGCCCAGAAGAAUCCUUGACUUCCAAUAUGAGGAAUGUGUCAGACACAAACUGGUAUAACAACAGCCUCUACGAAAGCAACAUUCAAGGACAUGUUUAUAUGUUGUUCUCAUAUCAGAUGCCUUCUGCUACUAUUUCCUCCUUCAUCUAUGUCUCAUGCAAAGAAGUGGUCUUAAGGUAUGGCGAAGACAUAGAAAUUGUGACUUUUGUCAAAGCUUCAGUCAAUGACAUGAUGGUAGAUUCUGUCAGUGGAUUUAUUUAUUGGAUCAUAACAUAUUCCUUGAAGAGCACCAGACUGAAUGGAGAGUUCCCUUAUAUUACUGGUACAUUCAUGUUUUUCUGGAAAAAGGUGACUUCCUUCACUGUGGACCUCAGUGAUGGCAUUUUUUAUUGUGUUAUAGAAGACAAUUAGUGUUUGUUCAUCACAGAAUUUGCAGCAUGGGUUCCUUCAAAAAUAUUCUAGAAUGUACUGAAGUAUCAGAGUAGUUAACUCUUUUGAAUGAAUGAUUUUAGGUUCAUCAAAGCCCAAGAAAUAGGUCAGGGAACUAGUGUCUCUAUUUAUGCUUGCAAAUAUAAUCAAUUCACAGUUGUCAGGAAGUCCUUCAAAUCUCACCCAGGAAACUUUUCUUUUACACCUAAGGUGAUCCCUAGUUUCAUGCAAGAAUUUUCAUUUUGGAUGGAAAGGAAUGAAGAUGCCCUAUUUAAUCUUUCUUGACAUACCUAUUGGGGAAAGGGACCCAAAUCAUCUGUAUCUCUUUGAGAACCUGAAUCAGGUACACGAGUACCUGAAAUUCCAAGCUUACUUAUAUUGCAAAGCAGCAAAUUGACCCACGCAAAAAAGACAUUCAUAGAUUGGAUUACUGUGAAUGUAACUCAUCAAGUUAUGGCAUUUUAACUUGAGGAAGUGAGCCCUAGGUAUUGUUCAGUUCCAGGAAUGAGAAUUGAAGAAUGUGGUAAUAAUAUCUUGCAGAUUCCUCUCCCACAUCUCAUAACACUUGUUGGCAAUAAUAUGGUUUCAAUGGAUAUGGACCCAAAUGAAAUCAUGUGGAUUUUUGUGUCAAGUGAGCUAAGUGCAAUAGGCUAUACAACUGAUAGUGAGCAAAGUUAUUUUCUUUAUCUUCUGAACAGGCACACUCUUUCAAGAUUUGAGAAGCAGUGUUUCUUCUCACAAAUAUUUAGAGCAUCAGAUUUGUCUCCACAUGAAUUAAGAAAGAUAUUGCAGUGUGCUGUGCUGAGAAGGAUGCUGGAUUGGAAUCAGAGACCUAGACUCAAUCGCUUGUAUUGGACAGAAGCCUCUGCAAUGGGAUGCCCAAUUUUCUACUACAAUAUUGUAAAUGACAUGCUACACCAUAUUCUGCAGGAUAGAACCAUCUCCCCUCAGAAAGAGGAAAACUAGUGCUCUAGCUGUGGUACUGAACCUGAGUUAAAUGGAGCUAUGACUAUUGAUACCUCUAACCCAAAGAAGUCGCAGAUAUGCUUUCUCAGAAGGAUUGAUAUGUGAGCCAUGGAUCUGGAAGGAUGUGAAUGCUUCAAAGUUACCCUAAUCUUCAUGCUUAAGUGUUCAUGGACAGUUUCUAUAUUGGACUAUCAUGGCAGAAGCCAGCCCCAUGCUGAGAAAUGAAGUGGUGCCAUUGUCUCCCAAGUGUUUGCUCCAAGGUAAAAGCAGAUUUUGACUUAUAGUCCAGUCAUGAAGCCUCUUCCAGAAGCCAUUGACUUCAUUAGAAAAACAGUGCUCUCAAAUACCAAGUUCACAGUAUCCUGGAGAGAACCUUAUAAGCUAAAUGGUCCUGCAGAAUCAUGCCAUCAAAUUGCAAUCACCCAUCUGUCUCAAAUUCCUGAAACUCCCUUAAAUCAAAGUAAACUUCUGAACGAAUGGCUUUCACUCUAUAUUACUCAUUCUUAUAGUUCUUGCCUGUCACCCAGAAGAGAUAUCAAGAGUAACUUUGAGGUUGUUAAAACAGUUGGCAUGCUAAGGAAAUUUUACAUAAUGAUUCUGGGAAAUACCAGUUUGCAAUUAGACUAGAGACCUCUGGCUAAUGCUGACCUCAUCAACUUUUGGUUUGAAAUUCAGAAGGCGAGGAAUAUCACUUGUGACCUUUUAUGCAUACGUUUAUUUUUCAACUUAGAAGAUAUUGGGAGGAAAGCUGUCUGCACACAGGCACUCUACACUUGCAUCCUCAUAGACCUGCAUCCACACACAGUCUAUGACGUCUAUGUUGUGGUGGCUUAUGUAACAGGAGCAACAAGACAACCACAUGCAAUUAACGAACACAUGCAGCCUCGGAUACUGCCAGUAUGGAGAGCUCAGCAAACCACAUUGGCUCAUAGGAAGGGGAGUUGGAACAAUUCACAGGAAUGGGGCUUAGCAUGGAAGGUGGCAUUUAAUGGGUCCUGUGGGAGUAUUUGCAUGUGGAAGUCAAAGGUCCUGGAAGAAAUAUAGUUCUGAGUAUCAGCAACAAACAGCCUGGGGUUUGGUGAAUACAAUGAUAUCAGAGAUAAGAUUUCAUUGGUUCAAGCUCUAAAGAAAGGCUCAACAGACCAGGAGAAGGCUGACUUCCUGAAGAAGCCAUACCUGAUGAGCAAGUCUGUUCAUUCUAAUAUUCUGAAACAAGUCAAAAAUUUGUUCAGUGAAUCCCAAUAUAUUAUUAUCUGGGAACUGAUGGAAGGAGGAGCCCUUCUCACAUACUAAUGCAAAGCACACACAACAAUGUUCUGAGGUCUUGCUCUCUCUUUGCAUGACCUCAUGAACAUCUGUGUAGAUAUUUCACAAGGCUCUGUCUACUUAGAACAACUGCACUUCAUCCACAGAGAACUGGCUGCUUGGAACUAUCUUUUGUCAAUGAAACUCUAUAUGAGUUCAUCCCAGAUAGGGAGAAGUGGGGACUUUGGACUUGAUAGAGACAUUUAUAAAAAUGAUUAUUACAGAAAGAGAGGGGAAGGGCUACUCCCAGUUCACUGUAUGGCUCCAGAACUGAAUGAUGGAAUAUUUACUACCUCCUCAGAUAUUUGGGCUUUUGGAAUUCUGAUUUGGGAGAUGUUAACUCUUGGUCAUUAGCUUUAUUUAGCUCAUUCCAAUUUUGAUGUUUUAUAUUAUGUGUAAUCAGGAAGAAUAUUGGAGCCACUGAGAAAUGAUUUCAGAAUUUUUAAAAAUUCAGCAGGUCAAGGUGGUGAUGUAGGUUAUGCUGAUUUAAUUGAUAUACCUUCAAUAGCUUUCAUGGAAACCAAGGACAAGAAAGGCCCAAAUUCCAUGGUAUUAGCUAAAGAAUGAACGCAAGAUCAACCAAAUUCAGAAAGUCCUCUUAACUCAGUAGAAAUGAGAUCCUUUGACCUUAGGAAAGAAGAGAAGGAAUCAUACACAGACAAAGAAAUCUGCCAAGAUAAACAAGUGGCUUACUGCCCUCUUCUUGGCAAGCCUGAGAACAUGAACUAUCUUCAUCUCACAGUGAUUGUGAAGAUGGGCCCAAUUAAUAUCAGCUACAUUUGGGAAAUGUGGGUUUCAAGAUACUUAGUCCCAUUAAUCUGGGACUUAAUGAAAGCUUCAAUUCUAGCAGACAGGGAGGAGUCGUGA